Molecule: messenger RNA, 2739 nt
Organism: Vollenhovia emeryi
Lineage: Eukaryota; Metazoa; Arthropoda; Insecta; Hymenoptera; Formicidae
Exons: 7
Coding region: 453-2300 (615 amino acids)
Biological process (GO): regulation of DNA-templated transcription
Cellular component (GO): nucleus
Molecular function (GO): cis-regulatory region sequence-specific DNA binding; DNA-binding transcription factor activity
Source: RefSeq, a predicted model, not a curated record
CGGCGCGCACACGGCGCCGAUCGUGUGGUGACGGACGCGCUCUUCGCGGCCGCUCGAUCGCGACGGGGUGAGAGAGUGAGAAAAAAUAAAAAAUAAUCGAACGGAGGCCCAUUGCGGAAGCGUGGACCGCGCCGGGACGUGCGCGACGACAACAACGGCGACGUGUCGAUCCGCCCGAACGCGGCCGUGGGUGAAAUUGCGGUAAUGACGGAGCGCGCCUGAGAGAUCGAAACGGACGGAACGGAGGUACGACGUUGCGGAGCGAGCUGGUCGAAAAGCACUCGCGUAGUCGCGUCGCCCGAAUCCUCCGACGAUGGUCACGCGCCGACUGAUAGCUCGGUCGGGAUAAACGGACGAGGUAUAUCGGGGGAAUAUAUCGCGCGAUAAGAGACCGAGAGGAACAGCGAGCGGAGGCAAGACGACCCGCGCUCGACAGUUCGAAAGCCGACAGAAUGAUCGGGCCGUCGUCAGGGACAGCCGGCGAGGUCGCCGAGAGCCAGUGCUGUGCCUCCUCUAAGCGGAAGAUCUUCGAGGACCUGGACAUCGACAGCUCGAAGCGAAAGGUUUUUGACGAGCUGGAUAUCGACAGCCCCAAGCGAAAGGUCUUCGACGAGCUGGAUAUCGACAGCCCCAAGCGAAAGGUCUUCGACGAGCUGGAUAUCGACAGCCCCAAGCGAAAGGUCUUCGACGAGCUGGACAUCGACGGCUUCUGCGAUGACAUUCGCCAGACAGGCCGCAAGCACUACCUCCAGGAGCUGGAAACGCCAGUGGAGCUGGUGGCUACGUCGAACGAUAUCAUCGCCAACGCGGCGGCCCUCUUCUCGCCGAUGUCCGGCCAGGAGGCCGUCGAGGAGUCGCAGGUGGCCCGUCUGGAGGUGCUGCUGGUGGACGGCACCAAUUGCACCUGGACGACCGUGUCGGAUCUGGAGCAACAGCAGAACCUGGACGUCCUCGUGACGUCGUCUUCUUCGUCGUCGUCGCCCUCGUCCUCGUCAAUUUUGUCCGGAUGCACCGAGCGUCAUCCCGCGGAAGCCUACAUCGAGGAGCUGAAUUAUCAACCGGACGUGACGGCCAAUUAUUGGGAGCCGAUUGCCGCUCCCAUGAUCUCACUUGCCAAUCUGAACGCGCAACAGAAUAAGGAAAUGAUGAGCAAUAGCCAGCAGCAGCAGCAGCAGCCGCCGCCGCAGCAGCAACAGCAGCAAUUCGAGGAUCAGGAGAACGGGAAUUUAUCGUGGCUGCUCGACUUCAAACUGGACUCGUUCAUCGAAGCCACGGACGACAGGUCCGCCACGGGGCUCAUCGCGGCAACGAAGAACAAUUAUUGUGGCAACAAGAAUAAGCCGAACGGAAGGUCGCACGGUUCCAAUUACGCCAACGACGUCAAAAGAGGACACGGCAGUCACGAAAAUCCGUCGAUGUAUCGACAGGACUCAAAUCAGGCGACUUAUCCCGCCAACGGGAUCGACAGCCGCAAUUUCUCGUCUGCGUCGUCCAACGGCCCGAAGAAGCCGCCCUUCACCUACACGGAACUGAUAGAGCACGCGCUGCAGGAAAGAGGCGAGCUCACCGUCUCCGCGAUUUACCAGUGGAUCUCGGAGCAUUUUCCUUACUAUAAAAGCAAUGACGAUCGCUGGAAGAACUCCGUCCGGCAUAAUCUCUCGAUAAAUCCGCACUUCAGGAAAGGCUCGAAAGCGCCUCACGGGGCGGGUCACCUCUGGGCGAUCGCGAAUCGUGGCGAUUACAGACCUCGUCCGUUCGCGGUAAACGGCCUGGCAAACGCAAUGUCGGCGCGACAAGUAGCGCAAAAUGACUGCGACGAGUCCCGGAGUAACAAAAUCAUCAGUGACAUCAUGGACGAGGUGGAGGCCGCGACGGCGAGCAUCGCGCAGCCGAGCUCCGAGGAGGACACCGACGUUAUACUGAAUUCCGUGACGCUCGAGCACUCGGCUGAGCAAAUACUCAACGGUAUAAAGCGCGAGGUGGAAGUGCAGUAUCUAGUUCCCAUGAUGAUGACCAACAACGAUGCAGAGGCGAGUCAGCAGAACCAGCAGACGGCGCAGCAAGUGGAGCUUCAAUGCCCCUUCAAGGAAAGUGAUUUCCUAAACCCGGUGUCUAAGGAGGUCGUUGCCGAGGAAUGCGGCCUCGUGAGCGAGGGAUAUCUAGUGACGGAUCUGAAUCCGAACAGUCUGGGAUUAAACGUGGUCGAUCCCGAGAUCAUAGGGUCGGAGAAUCUCUUCGGCGAGGAGCUCAGCUUCCAGUUUUACGAAUUAACGUCGCCGUCGCAGCUGCAGUCCGCCUGACACACGGAGGGCAACAAGUUACGUUUUAUUGUGAUCGACGAACUUCAGGUACAGAACGCGCGGCCGCGCGACGUCGCCGAGACCGAGUCGGGCGUCUCGGACCGGGAGAUGAAAGUCACCAGUCGAUCGGGACAACGAGGACUGCACGAUGACGAGAAGCUGAUCCUGCUCGAGAAACUUUCGCAAUGACGAUCGCGGAAUGUUAAGUCAUUUUUAUUCGACGCGGCUGCUAAAGUAACUAGAAGCUUAACUGGACCAGCUGAGCCGGUUAACUGAUAUGCUUAACGAACGGAUAACGAGUCGAGCGCGGUACAAAUGUGAGGCAGUCACGUCUCUCAAACGCAAACGUAGUUCGAUGGUUUGAUAAUUGCGGUGAUCACCGAAGGACUUUUAGCAGGGCCCGAGAGUGAAAUCCGAGAUAAACAACGUAAUUACAUGU